This is a messenger RNA of Prosopis cineraria, 2209 nucleotides long. Its product is annotated as cation/calcium exchanger 1-like. Gene Ontology annotation, cellular component: membrane. Bases 281 to 2062 code for a protein of 593 amino acids. The transcript has a single exon. Gene Ontology annotation, molecular function: monoatomic cation transmembrane transporter activity. Lineage: Eukaryota; Viridiplantae; Streptophyta; Magnoliopsida; Fabales; Fabaceae. Gene Ontology annotation, biological process: monoatomic cation transport; transmembrane transport. The record is from RefSeq and is a predicted model, not a curated record.
UCAUUCACGUCUAGUGAACACCUUAAUUACGUCGCUUUACCAAUCAUACACACGGCAUGAAAUCAAAUAGCUGAGAUCAGAGCAAGAACUUUUGAAUUUUGAGAGUUGAAUAUUCGAUUUCUGUCUUCUUCUUCGUUAAAUCUCGUUUCUUUGGUAUUUGCCCUUGUUCAUCACACAUAGCUAGCUCACCCAACAGACAGCAAAUGGCCCACCAGAUUUUGUCCACAUAUAUUAUUCCGCCAUUUUUAUUCCUUCCACUAGCCUCCUCCUCGUUUAAUUAAUGGCAACUUUCUUCUUCCCCACCUCCAGACCUCGACCUAGAAAAGUUGCAACCAUUUUUAUCAACAUCUCCUCUCUCUUCCUCCUCCUCUUCUUUCUUAAAGCCUAUCUCUGUCCCUCCAAUUCCAAUCACGCUCUCAACCAGCAUUUCCAUGGCCCCGCUGCAACCAUCUUUAACCGCGUUCCGACUCUGCAUGACCUCCAAACUGAUGAAUGUGCCGAUCUCCACGAGCUCUCAGACCAUAUUUCAAAGUGCUCGUACGUCAAGACCAAUCUCAACUGCUUUUCCAGGGGAUACAUAAAUUAUCUCCAGAUCUUUUACUGCAAUCUAGGCGGAUUUCCAGUUCUGGGCUUUGCUCUGCUUGCUUUAUGGCUAGUGGUACUGUUCUAUCUCUUGGGGGACACAGCUUCGAACUACUUCUGUCAUUCCUUGGAAGGUUUGUCCAAUAUCUUGAGGCUAUCUCCCACCAUAGCUGGAGUAACACUGCUUUCUCUGGGAAACGGUGCGCCUGAUUUUUUUGCCAGCGUUGUUUCUUUCACAAGAUCCAACGGCGGUGCCGUCGGCCUCAAUAGCAUUCUUGGAGGGGCUCUUUUUGUUUCUUGCACGGUUUUGGGGAUUAUAAGUAUUCUGGUUAGCCCAAAGGAGAUUACAGUUGAUAAGGUUAGUUUCAUUAGAGACGUUGGUUUCCUCCUAUUUUCUCUGUUUAGCCUAUCGGUCAUCAUUUAUGUCGGCAGAAUCAACUUGUGGGGUUCAAUCUGCUAUAUUUCUACCUACUUCCUUUAUGUUUGUGCCGUCUCAGUUCCUCAUUUUAUAAACAAAAGGGAAAAGAAAGAAGAAACUGCACUGUUUUCGGACGAAUUGGCAUUGGCAGAGUCUGCCGUACCAAUGUUGUGCUCUAUGAACAGUGAGAAAGAGAAAACAGAAGUGGCAGAGAAAGCAAGCGCUGCUGAAGAUGAAACGCAAGAUCCGCAGAGUCUUGGCAAUGCUUCGCUCAAUUGCAAUUACCUAAGCAAGUUUCUAAAAGCACUAGAGCUACCCCUUUCAUUGCCAAGAAGACUGACAAUACCUAUUGUGAGUGAGGAAAAGUGGUCGAAGCCAUUUGCAGUGAUGUCUGUCGCCUUAGCACCACUAGUAUUCGCGGCUGUUUGUGAUACCCAGCUGGAAUACGCGAGUAAAAAGAGCAACUUGAUCAAGUACUUGCCAGCUGCCAUAGCUGGUUUUAUUCUGGGGUGCACAACAUGUGUGAAGACGAAGAGUUCAAGCCCACCAAGAAAGUGUUUGUUUCCUUGGCUAGCAGGGGGAUUUGCAAUGAGUAUAAUAUGGACUUACAUUAUUGCAGAGGAAUUGGUUUCCCUCUUGUAUUCACUGGGGAACAUAAUUGGGGUGAGCCCUUGCAUCCUAGGACUAACUGUCCUAGCCUGGGGUAAUUCAUUAGGGGAUUUGAUAGCAAAUGGCGCAAUGGCUCUAAAUGGUGGUGAAGAUGGGGUCCAGAUAGCCAUAUCAGGUUGCUAUGCAGGUCCCAUGUUCAAUACACUAAUAGGUUUGGGGUUGCCUCUUGUUCUAUCAGCAUGGUCUGAAUAUCCAUCAUCUUAUGUGAUUCCUGAAGACCAUUCCCUGUACGAGACUCUUCUGUUCUUGACGGCGGGGCUGCUAUGGGCACUUGUGAUAUUGCUCAACAAGAACAUGAGGCUGGAUAAGGCAUUAGGGGCAGGCCUUUUGGCCAUAUAUCUCUGCUUUCUCUUCAUCAGGAUCGCCACAGCCAUUGUUGUUAUUAAAUUAUAGCGCUGCUUGCCUUGAAAUGGUUGUUUUUUUUGUAUGUACUUCUCCAUGUUCUGCAGCUCAAUUAAAAAUGUGGCGAUCUUGUAAAUUUCAUUGUCGUUAUAUAAGAUGAUCACUACAAUAAUAAUAAAAAAUGUGAUUCCCUUCAAA